AUGGCAAUGGCCUCUAGUGUUCUUUUGAAGCUAUUCCUCGUUAUUUCCCUGCUCCAUUUGAGUUCAGAGGCGAGGAGACUCGCUGAGUCAACUCAAAACGACCAGCAGUUGCAGUUCCAAUACCAUAAAGGCCCUCUUCUCAGCGGCAAAAUCUCCAUCAAUCUUAUCUGGUACGGAAAAUUCACUCCUACCCAGCGAGCCAUCAUUUCCGAUUUUAUCACCUCUCUUUCCUCACCCAAAUCCAUCACAGCCCAACCAUCUGUCGCCACGUGGUGGAAAGGCACCGACAAAUACUACGAGCUCAUAAAGUCACCAAAGCAAGCCCUUACUCUCACCCUUGGUUCCCAAAUCCUCGACGAGAACUACUCUCUAGGAAAAUCACUCACCACGAACCACAUCGUUAUGCUAGCGUCCAAGGGUGCCCAGAAAGAUGCUAUUAACGUGGUUCUCACAGCCGCUGACGUGGCCGUUGAUGGUUUCUGUUCCAGUAGGUGCGGGACCCACGGUUCCAGUGGAAAGGCCCACAAGUUUGCUUACGUGUGGGUGGGUAACUCAGAGACACAGUGCGCGGGUCAAUGCGCGUGGCCCUUCCACCAGCCGAUUUAUGGUCCACAGAACCCACCGUUGGUUGCGCCCAACAACGAUGUGGGCCUUGAUGGCAUGGUCAUCAACGUGGCUAGUCUAUUGGCUGGGACCAUAACGAACCCUUUUGGGAAUGGGUUCUUCCAAGGACCCAAAGAGGCACCUCUGGAAGCUGCUUCGGCUUGCACUGGGGUGUAUGGCAAGGGUUCUUACCCAGGCUACGCUGGGGAUCUCUUGGUGGACCGAACAACUAGUGCUAGCUAUAACGCCAAUGGCGUCAAUGGCAGGAAAUAUUUGUUGCCAGCACUCUUCGACCCAACCACCUCAGCUUGCUCUACUCUAGUAUAACACAAAACAUGAUUCGUGUUAGUGCUAGGCAACGACCAAAGAUAUUUUUUAUUUAAUUCUUUUAUUGAUUCAUUGUUGUAUGAAUAAUGAUUAAAUAUAU
Molecule: messenger RNA, 1030 nt
Organism: Gastrolobium bilobum
Lineage: Eukaryota; Viridiplantae; Streptophyta; Magnoliopsida; Fabales; Fabaceae
Product: protein PHOSPHATE-INDUCED 1-like
Exons: 1
Coding region: 1-930 (309 amino acids)
Source: RefSeq, a predicted model, not a curated record